Larimichthys crocea (large yellow croaker) is the source of this 4723-nucleotide messenger RNA. It is a transcript of the gene taf4, whose product is annotated as TAF4A RNA polymerase II, TATA box binding protein (TBP)-associated factor. The transcript is spliced from 15 exons. Bases 983 to 3526 code for a protein of 847 amino acids. The record is from RefSeq and is a predicted model, not a curated record. Gene Ontology annotation, cellular component: transcription factor TFIID complex. Gene Ontology annotation, molecular function: RNA polymerase II general transcription initiation factor activity; DNA binding; protein heterodimerization activity. NCBI's taxonomy places the organism in Eukaryota, Metazoa, Chordata, Actinopteri, Sciaenidae. Gene Ontology annotation, biological process: transcription initiation at RNA polymerase II promoter; DNA-templated transcription.
AAUGAAUAAAACAAAAAUAUUCUUUGCUUGUUUUGUGUGUUUAUUUAAAGUUAGCGCACGUGGGAGUUUAACCACACCAAAUCCCAUGAUUGCUGACGGUACAGUACAAUGUUUCCUCUCUGAGGAGGGUGGGGCGCCCUCAGACGCCUCUUUCCAACAGCAACUUCACUCGCUGGCUAAAACGCUGCAGCCAUCUUGCACGGCGCAUCGAGAGUCAUUAAACUGUCAAAUUUGGCGUGUUAGCUUGCCGUAAACCCCGUUAUUAUUCAACCAAUAGCCACAUGCUACAAUUCUGAAACGGAUAAGCUAUCGUUAUAGCAAAAACUCGGCGGCAACGAUGUAACGUUUGAUGAAAACAUUUCGUCUCCGGUACGAUGUUGUUCCGUCUCAUGCAUCCCCUGGAAUGACAGCUGAAGCCAUUGGUACCGCCUUUUAGAAUGCGCAGCAGCCAAUCACAGCUCGCCGAACUCCCUGCACGGAGACGUUCGCCCGUUGUGCGCACGCGCAUGUCAGUUGGUAAGUACCUCACUUCUCAUAAGCUCGCAGGAGCGUGAAGAUGGCGGUUGGCUCUGGCCCGCUGGACGAGCCGUAUUUACACACAGAGGUGAAUAAAGCUGUAGUUUGUCAUCCUGUAAAACCCGUAGAGUCACAACUGUCGUUCUUGUGUCACAACAACCACUGGGGUAGGCACGAAGCAGCCGGUAAUUACAUUGCUAUAGUUCCGGGACAAGGGGGUAGCGCGAGCUAAUGUCCAGCUGGGACUUGGUCAAGACGAUUGCUGAAGCAGGUACGCUCCAACUACUAACGUUGUUUUCCUCUUUGUCUCUGUGAGUAUACACGAAAAGCAAGCGCCAGAGUUGACAGGGAAUAGAAGUAGAUGCGUGAGUGUCUUGCCCCCAUCAAAUUCAAGAUUGUUUGUGCUGCUCCUAAACAAGUUGAAGUGCAGGGGGUCUCAUCAUAACGAGGUCCCCAUGGUUCAACUAUGGAUGCGUCGACGGCCAGCACGGACUCCACCGCGGGACACGACCCUGGCAAACCACUUGUUGUUAGCGGCGGUGUAACUCUCCCUAAUCACCAGGGGAAAGUAGGCUCAUACUCUGUGCAGACUUUCAAUGGGAGCCAAACUAUGAACUCUCACAAUUCAGGAAACGCUGCCCCUCUCGGGGGGACGACAGCGACAAGUGGAAUCGGUAACAGCAGCAGCAGCACUGCGAUAGCUGUCACGGCUGUCAACAGUGGACCAGUGAUGUCAAAAGGGCUGGCCACCGCGAUAAUGCCCCCGUCGUCCGGCAGUGUAAUUCAGACGCCUCUCGCCACAGCUCAGCCUGUAAGCCAGGCGACAGGACCCACCGUGACACUGGUCAGGCCGCCUAUGCAAACCGCGGGGUCGGGCGCAACUUUGAAUGGGAACAAUAACGCGAGCCCUGCUUUGGUUGCCAAUACAACAGCUCCGACAGGUAUCGCCAUACAGACCACGCUUGUAAACAAUAGCCAGCCGUCCAACUCGGUGUCUGUCAGCGCAGGGUCGCACAUAAUCAAGGCAGAGCCUCCCACAACAAUAAUACAGUCAGCACCGCAGCCGGCUGUCAUUCCCAGCGCUCCCCGGAUUCCGGCGACAGUAGCUGCCGGUCCAAGCGGGAUACGAGCCAUGACGCCUCAGAUGUUGGCCCCAAGGCUCCCCCAGACCUCCCCGGGACAGCCCAGUAUACAUAACAUCCAGCUCCCCCAGGGGAUGGUGCUCGUACGCAGUGAAAGUGGACAACUGCUGAUGAUUCCUCAGCAGGCUCUGGCCCAGAUGCAGGCACAGGCACAGGCACAGGCACAGGCACAGGGAGGCAUGGCACCUCGGGCUGCUACACCAACAAGUGUGCCUCCUGGCCAGCCUCCUGGAAACACCAUCAUCAGCAGACAAGUGACUCCAAGCACCAUCAUCCGUCAGGGCUGUCCAGCGUCACUCGCUGCAACCACCACUCUUCAAAGACCUCCUAUCCUUCAGAGUGCAGUUGGGGCUCCAGCAUCAGGAAUGACCCCCAGGACCGUCAGCCAGACAGCUGGGACCACAGUUACCUCAGUAACAGUGAGCAAAGAGACAAUGGACAAUGUGAAGAAAUGUAAGAGUUUCCUGUCCACAUUGAUCAAGCUGGCAUCCACUGGGAAACAAUCAACUGAGACUGCAGCCAGUGUGAGAGAGCUGGUCAAAGACCUGCUGGAGGGCAAACUGGAAGCUGAGGAAUUCACCAGCAGAUUGUACAAAGAGCUAAACUCCUCACCCCAACCUUACCUUGUGCCUUUCCUCAAGAGAAGCCUCCCAGCUUUGAGGCAGCUCACCCCAGACUCAGCAGCAUUCAUCCAACAGAGUCAGCUCCCCCAGCUGGCCUCAGCUCCAGUCUCCUCCACCUCACUUACGCCCAGCACAGUGGUCCUGGGCAGCCCAGCACCCCGCCUCACUGCUCCAGUCAGCAGGCCCCAGCUCCAGCCCGGAGUUAGCAAACCAGGACAGACCUCCUCACUGGUUCUCCAGCCUCAGCAGCAGAGAGCAAUGUUGAGACCUCAGGUAACAUUACCGACAACCCCCAUGGUGACUCUCAGGAAUCAGGCCCCUGGCCGCAUCAUGCUGGGACAGCAACAAGUCCAUCUUAAAGAGCUGCAACCAGUUCCUGUGAAGCUGGAGGUGCCUUCUGUUUCCAAACAAGUCUGUGCUGCAGCCCUGACCCCGGCUCAAAAGAACAAACUGAAAGAGGCGGGUGGCACUUUCAAAGAUGAUGAUGACAUCAACGACGUGGCCUCCAUGGCCGGAGUGAACCUAUCAGAAGAAAGUGCUAAUAUCCUCGCAACCAAUUCUGGACUAGUGGGAGCGGUGACACAUUCCUGUAAGGACGAGGCUUUUCUCUCCUGUGCCAUGCUACAGAGGAGAAUGCUGGAGAUUGGCAGGAGAUAUGGUGUGACAGACCUAGGUGCAGAGGUGGUGAACUAUGUUUCCCACGCUACUCAGCAGCGACUCCAGAGCCUGCUAGAAAAAGUUUCCCAAGUGGCCCAGCAAAAAAACGUCAAUUUUAAGCAGGAGGAUGACAAUUACGAGCAGAACAGUGAUGUUCGUGCGCAGCUCAAGUUCUUUGAGCAGCUGGACCAGUUAGAGAAACAACGAAAAGAGGAGCAGGAGAGAGAGAUCCUCCUAAAGGCAGCUAAGUCCCGAGCUCGGCAAGAGGACCCAGAGCAGUUGCGUCUGAAACAGAAGGCAAAAGAGAUGCAGCAGCAGGAGCUGGCUCAGAUGAGACAGAGGGAGGCCAACCUGACGGCUCUAGCAGCCAUCGGUCCCAGAAAGAAGAGGAAGAUUCUGGAUUCUCCAUCCUCUUCUGCUGCAGCUGAGGGAUCAGGUUCCUCUCUGUCUGGUGGGGCUGGUUCAUCGGGCUCCAGACCCACGCGACAGCGCAUCACGCGCGUCAAUCUCAGGGACCUGCUCUUCUGUUUGGAGAAUGAGAGAUUUACCAGUCGCUCCCAUUUCCUCUACAAGGGCUUUCUUAAAUAGGCUUGAUGUCAGAGAGGAGAGGGCAGAGAGGAGAGGGGGGGGAUGAAGUGUGUGGAGAGAACAGCUCCCAUCACAGAGAGAGCACAAGAGACUCUUAGAAGAAGACGAAGAGGAGGAGUGCAGCGACUUGGCACAUUUCAAGGUCUUUCAGAUAGACAUGAACCUGAAAUACAGUAGUAGCCAUAUUGGAUGGCCUCUCUACCUCUCUCCUCAAGUAUUGCCUAUUUUCUUUCAGAGCAGUCAUGGACUAAUGCCCCUUUAUUUACCCUGCACUAUUUCUUUCUCAAGAAAGUGCAAAAAUGGAUUACAUGUUUUGUGAGGAAGGGUUUUUGUAGGAAUAAAUGACUUAUUGAACUCUUAUGCACUGUCACACAGUACAGUUUAUUUUCUGAUUAUUUGUGUGUGCAUUAGGCUUUGAAGCAAUGGAAAUCAACAGAUUAUGUUUUAAUAGACCACCAACUAAUUUUAUUGAAUGAUUUUUGUUUUGUCAACCGAAUUAGUUUGAACUGCAGACUGUGUAACCUACUGAGUUGCCUUCCUAACAAUAAAUAAGCCAUAUAGCCACCCUGAAGCAAUUAACCCUUCUGUAACUCGUGAAGCAGUAGCUCACUCUCAUGUCUGUCAUCUCCAUUACUUUGAUUUUGUUUUUCAGCAUAUUUAUUUACUAAACUCAAGCUUGAAUUAAUAUUUAGUUAUUUAUUUAAUUUCAUGUGACACCUCAGUUGUUUCGUGUAGCUUAAAUUCAAAACAAAGUGCUGUGCUUUUACUCGCACAGAUUAUGUUUAAAAAUCUGUUUUCGUUGGGUGUAUAGUGUUCCAUGUGUGAAGAGAGGCGUGUUCUUUUCGUGCUCAUUUCUAAUCUGUUGUAAUUGUUCUUUUUCAAAUUAGUUUAACAUGAUUUCUAAAAGGUAAACAGUUUUCAGAAGGCUUUUAACCUGUAUUGCUAUACCAAACGGAUCUACUGGAAACUGAUUUCUAUUUUUGUAGCAGCCCACCAACACACAUUUGUACUCUUUUAAUAGUGACUGACAGCUGUCCUCUAGCUUAACAAACUGGAGUUUCUUCCUGUAUAUUUGUAAAUGUUACACCGAAAGUUUUACACACAGUUUUGUAUAGAAUGGAGAAUUUACCCACGCAGCAUAAAGGAAAACACAUUUUCUCUAUUGAAACGUUUGAAUAAAUAAUGAUUUUACAGUAA